AUGGAGGAAACAGGAAACCUCCAGCCUCCUCCGAUUUUAAUCCCACCCGAGGCGAUGCAAAUGCCGCCUAUCGACGAUCAAGCGGGCGUUCCCCCGAACCCCAACGCUUUCGGCCCCCCCGGCACGCAAGGAUGGCCCAACGAGGAGUUCCCCAACCUUCAACCGCCUGCUUCGAUCAACGAAAAGCAACUACCCUCGCUGUUGUCCCUCAAAGUAGACCCCCCGGAACAACUAAUGGAAUCCAACGCGGAAGUGGUGCUGCCCCAAGUGCUCGAAGACGUGCUGGCUUUGAAGGACCAAAGGCAGCUGGAGCUCGGGACGGACGUUGAAUCCGGAGAAGAAAAAACCCGGAGCAACCAAUCGGAGCGGGAGCCCUUGUGGGAGAAGGACGAUAACGUCGACACGGUGAUUGAUACGGAAGUGGAGCCGUUGAAGCAGCACAAAGAGAAGGAAUUGAAAGAUAAGAUGAGCAAAAAUAAGAAGAAGAAAAAGAGGAAGAAGAACCGAAAGAAUCGAGAGAAUGAUGAGAAGAUCGAUAACGAUAGUACUGCGGAUAAUCGAGAUAAGGAAUCAAGCGAAGACAAAGAAGUAGAAAUCGAGUACAUACAAGAAACGAUCGGUCUACACGAGCUAGCCCCGCAGUAUCGACAAUUCUACAGUAUAUUCGAAUCGUUCAAAAUAUCCGAUCACAAAGCCGAUAUAGCCCCGCCUGUACUGGCCUUACCCACUUCCCUAUCCAGCAAAACCCUACCGAUCGGCGACGACAUGGACGAGGACGAUUCCGAAGACAAGAAACUGGACGAUAAAACUAAAUUGUCCAAAAGGAAAAUGAAAAAGCUCACCAGAUUGAGCGUGGCCGAAUUGAAGCAAUUGGUCAACAGACCGGACGUGGUCGAAAUGCACGACGUCACCGCCAGGGAUCCGAAGUUGCUGGUGCAGCUCAAAGCUCACCGGAAUACCGUACAAGUGCCGAGACAUUGGUGUUUCAAACGGAAGUACUUGCAAGGUAAACGGGGCAUCGAAAAGCCGCCGUUCAAUUUGCCGGACUUUAUCAAAAAAACGGGCAUAAUGGAGAUGAGAGCUUCGUUGCAGGACAAGGACGAAUCGAAGACGUUGAAAGCUAAAAUGAGAGAGAGGACUCGACCUAAAUUGGGAAAGAUCGAUAUCGAUUACCAGAAAUUGCACGACGCGUUUUUCAAAUGGCAAACCAAACCGAAGAUGACGAUCCACGGCGACCUCUACUACGAAGGCAAAGAGUUCGAAACCAGAUUGAAGGAGAAGAAACCCGGCGAUCUGACCGAAGAGCUGCGCACCGCCCUCGGCAUGCCGGUGGGCCCGAACGCGCACAAAGUGCCGCCGCCCUGGUUGAUCGCCAUGCAACGUUACGGGCCGCCCCCGAGCUAUCCCAAUCUAAAAAUACCCGGCCUGAACGCCCCCAUACCGGAGGGCUGCGCCUUCGGCUACCACGCGGGCGGCUGGGGCAAGCCGCCAGUCGACGAGAGCGGCAAGCCGCUCUACGGCGACGUCUUCGGCACCAACGCCAGUAAUAUAGAUGACAUUGGAGAAGAUCCGAACAUCGAUCGAUCGCUGUGGGGCGCUUUAGAGUCCGAAUCUGAGGAGGAAAGCGAAGAGGAAGAAGAAGAAGAAGAGAAGGAAACGCAAACUGUAACCGACGAAACCGGUUUAAUAACACCAGCCGAAGGUUUAGUAACACCCAGCGGUAUAUCGAGCAUACCGGCCGGCAUGGAAACGCCCGAAACCAUCGAAUUGCGCAAGAAGAAAAUCGAAAACGAAAUGGAAGGCGCCGAAACGCCCGUGUUGUAUCACAUCAUACCGGAGAAACGGAACGAUCGCAUCGGCAACGCCAUGAUGGCGAGCAGCCACACGUACGACAUGAGUAGCGUGAGUAACGCCGGCGGGGGAGGCGUCGCGGCGCCCGCGGCGGCUGCGGCCGCCAAAAGGGCGGACAGAGAGGGUAUGGUCGAGUUGGCGUUGGAUCCGUCCGAAUUGGACAUGGACAGCGACGCGAUGGCUGUGAGAUACGAGCAACAGAUGCGCGAGAACCAGUCGCAAUUGCAGAAGGAGGAUCUGAGCGAUAUGUUGGCCGAGCACGUUGCCAAACAGAAGAGCAAGCGAAAGAGACAACAGCAGGAUAUGAAGCAAACGAAGAAAUAUAAGGAAUUCAAAUUUUAA
Messenger RNA from Phyllotreta striolata, 2193 nucleotides. Lineage: Eukaryota; Metazoa; Arthropoda; Insecta; Coleoptera; Chrysomelidae. The record is from the annotation of a GenBank genome assembly.